Messenger RNA from Spea bombifrons (plains spadefoot toad), 789 nucleotides. RefSeq names its product SEC11 homolog C, signal peptidase complex subunit (gene SEC11C). Gene Ontology annotation, molecular function: serine-type endopeptidase activity. The record is from RefSeq and is a predicted model, not a curated record. NCBI's taxonomy places the organism in Eukaryota, Metazoa, Chordata, Amphibia, Anura, Pelobatidae. The transcript is spliced from 6 exons. The coding region runs from base 117 to 650 and encodes 177 amino acids. Gene Ontology annotation, cellular component: signal peptidase complex; membrane.
GGGUGUCUUGGCAACAACCUGGUGCCUCCUCUUGCCAGCCGCUGCCGCCUGUCCCCGGGCUCCCUCUGUCACCCCAUGAUCCCCUGUCCACGGUGGGCACUAUAGACACAGCCACCAUGGAUUUGUUUGGGGACCUACGGAGAAUGAACAAGAGGCAGCUGUACUACCAAGUCCUGAAUUUUGCCAUGAUCGUGUCGUCUGCCCUCAUGAUAUGGAAAGGCCUGAUAGUGGUGACGGGAAGCGAGAGCCCGAUUGUUGUGGUAUUAAGUGGCAGCAUGGAGCCCGCUUUCCAUCGAGGAGACUUGCUGUUCCUUACAAACUUCCAGGAAGAUCCUAUCCGGGCUGGAGAAAUUGUGGUAUUUAAAGUAGAAGGCAGAGAUAUUCCAAUUGUCCACAGGGUCAUUAAAGUUCAUGAAAAAGAAAAUGGAGAUAUAAAGUUUUUGACUAAAGGAGAUAAUAAUGAAGUUGAUGAUCGAGGUUUAUAUAAGGAGGGCCAGAACUGGCUAGAAAAGAAGGAUGUGGUCGGGAGAGCACGAGGGUUUUUGCCAUACGUUGGAAUGGUUACCAUUGUGAUGAACGAUUACCCAAAAUUUAAGUAUGCGGUUUUGGCGAUUAUGGGAGCUUUUGUACUUUUAAAACGUGAAGCAUAAAAUUGGAAGCGGACCCCCAUAACAAUGAAAACAUCGUCACUGGAUCUAAUAUAUUCUGUUUUGUUUAAUUCUAUUUUUUUCUGUCAAAAGGCAAUAUGAACUCUCCUGGCCCUGUACAAAUAAACGUCCUCUUACAAAA